AUGGAUAGAGGAGGCCAGUUAGGAGACAGCAAAGAUGACCAGGCUUGACUGCUUGGCACUGAAUUACAGAGAAGACGGACAAAGGCCCAUGAGGCUUACAGUUCAACAGACAUUUGCUGAUCUGGCUGUCAGCUGUUGGAAGUCGGUCGGACUGAACACCUUCGUGGUUUUAGAUCCAUACCCGGGUGUAGUGAAUAACACUGAACUUCGGUUCCUAUAACGCCAGCCUGUGUCGAUAGAGCUUGGCUUUGCGGGAUAAAGAACGCACAGCCUCUCAACUGGACAUAAAUGGAUCUAAAGACAGCAGUCUUUAACGCAGCUCGGGAUGGUAAACUCCGGCUCCUCACAAAGUUGUUGGCCAGCAAGUCCAAAGAGGAGGUUUCCUCCUUGAUCUCGGAGAAAACUAAUGGGGCCACGCCGCUCCUGAUGGCAGCCAGGUAUGGGCACCUUGACAUGGUGGAGUUCCUUCUAGAGCAGUGCAGCGCCUCCAUAGAAGUCGGGGGCUCGGUGAAUUUUGAUGGUGAAACCAUUGAGGGGGCACCCCCUUUAUGGGCCGCUUCUGCAGCUGGGCAUCUGAAGGUGGUCCAGUCUUUGUUGAAUCAUGGCGCAUCUGUCAACAACACGACUUUGACCAAUUCCACUCCUCUUCGGGCUGCCUGCUUUGAUGGCCACCUGGAAAUUGUGAAGUACCUUGUAGAACACAAAGCUGACUUGGAAGUCUCGAACCGACACGGGCAUACAUGCUUGAUGAUUUCAUGUUACAAAGGACAUAAAGAGAUUGCUCAGUAUUUACUUGAAAAGGGGGCAGAUGUUAAUCGGAAAAGUGUUAAAGGCAAUACUGCAUUGCAUGAUUGCGCAGAAUCUGGAAGUUUGGACAUAAUGAAGAUGCUUCUUAUGUAUUGUGCCAAGAUGGAAAAGGAUGGCUAUGGAAUGACUCCCCUUCUCUCAGCAAGUGUGACUGGUCACACAAAUAUUGUGGAUUUUCUGACACACCAUGCACAGACUAGCAAGACAGAACGUAUCAAUGCUCUAGAGCUACUGGGAGCUACAUUUGUAGACAAAAAAAGAGAUCUACUUGGAGCUUUGAAAUACUGGAAAAAAGCAAUGAACAUGAGGUACAGUGAUAGGACUAAUAUAAUUAGCAAACCAGUACCACAGACAUUAAUAAUGGCUUAUGAUUAUGCCAAGGAGGUAAACAGCGCAGAAGAACUAGAAGGCCUUAUUGCUGAUCCUGAUGAGAUGAGAAUGCAAGCACUAUUGAUUAGAGAACGAAUUCUUGGUCCUUCUCACCCUGAUACCUCUUACUAUAUUCGGUAUAGAGGGGCUGUCUACGCAGACUCUGGAAAUUUCAAAAGAUGCAUCAACCUGUGGAAAUAUGCUUUGGAUAUGCAGCAGAACAAUUUGGACCCUUUAAGUCCAAUGACUGCCAGUAGCUUAUUAUCUUUUGCAGAACUGUUCUCUUUCAUGCUACAGGAUAGGGCUAAAGGCCUGCUAGGCACUACUGUUACGUUUGAUGAUCUUAUGGGCAUACUGUGCAAAAGCGUCCUCGAAAUAGAGCGAGCUAUCAAGCAAACACAGUGUCCAGCUGACCCUUUGCAGUUAAAUAAGGCGCUCUCCAUCAUUUUGCAUUUAAUUUGCUUGUUAGAAAAAGUUCCUUGUACUGUAGAACAGGACCAUUUCAAAAAGCAGACAAUAUACAGGUUUCUGAAGCUGCACCCGAGGGGUAAGAAUAACUUUAGCCCUCUGCAUCUGGCUGUGGACAAGAAUACUACAUGUGUAGGGCGGUACCCUGUUUGCAAAUUCCCAUCUCUGCAAGUUACUGCGAUACUGAUAGAAUGUGGUGCUGAUGUGAACGUCAGAGACUCCGAUGACAACAGUCCCCUACAUAUUGCUGCUCUGAACAACCAUCCAGACAUCAUGAAUCUUCUUAUUAAAUCAGGUGCACAUUUUGAUGCCACAAACUUGCACAAACAAACUGCUAGUGACUUACUGGAUGAGAAGGAAAUAGCUAAAAAUUUGAUCCAGCCCAUAAAUCAUACCACAUUGCAGUGUCUUGCUGCGCGGGUCAUAGUGAAUCAUAGAAUAUAUUAUAAAGGGCACAUCCCAGAAAAGUUAGAAACCUUUGUUUCACUGCAUAGAUGAUAAGUAUGAGAUGACUGUAUUUUAGCACUGUUAAGGCACGCAUUGGGAACAGUUGUUUCAUAAACGAGCACUGUUGUGAUACCACCAGCAUUCAUUUAGCUUGAUAACAUUGUGCUGUCAUUGGCUAAGCAGUAUAAGCAUCAAACUUAAAGAAUUGGUUUCCCAGUAUUUAAUAUAAAUAUGCCAUAUAAUAUAUUGUUUGUGAAUUAUUGAGAAAUGUAAUAUCGUAUUCAAAUUUCUAAAAUUUUUUGCCAAAGGCUUAUCAUCCAUUCUGGUUUUGUUUGCUGUUGGGUCUUUGGGACUGAGUUAACUGUUUUUAGUGAUGUCUUUAUACUUUACUGGUCAUGGAUUUUAUAUGAGCGAAGAUCUUUCACCCCCCUGCUUCCUUCUCCAGGCUUUGCUCCUGUUUCUAUUUUUGUGGAAUCAUUUCUACUUAACAGUGUUUUCCCCUUACGGACCUUUGCUAGGUUGUACAAACUUAACGGACUUGUUACCAUUUGCAGUUACCAUAAGUGCUUUAUCUUCUCUAUGCACCGGCUUAAACUUGACUGUUGUAUGUUAGCAUAUUUUCUAUGCAGCAGUUAGUCAACAACUCAAAACAGUUUUUUUUGUUUUGUUUCGAAGUUUCUCACAAAGCUCAUUUCAUGAAAGUUCUCUAUAGCAUGAUACUUUUUACACAGGUUAGCUACCUGAGCUCAACAGUUUUUUGGUUUUUUUCUUUCCUUCACAUCUGAGUUUCUUUCUCUGAUCCACAGAAAUUAUUGUGUGUUAAAAUUGGGAAACAAAUCUAUUCUAACUCAUUAAGCCAGUUGAAAUUUAGGUCUGCCAUCUUAAAAUAACAUGCAGUCACAGGAAGAGCCUGUAUAAAGUGACCCACCUUUCAUGCUGCUCCAGCAUUGUCCUGCUUGUGCUGAUGGUGUGAUUAGGUGUAGAGAAUUUGCUUAAAGUUAACCACAAACUGUUAUCUCACAGCUUAAUGAGUCACAUUGAAUACUCAGUAAUGAAGCUGCAAAUCACUUUUAGUUACAAAAAGAGCUAAAGCAUGUCAGUGGCAUGAUGCUUGCCAAAUCAGAUCCAGGAUAAUUAAAAGUAUUUUAGUACGCAAUCUACUGCCAUAGUAUCAACGGUCAGUAACAGUGUUCUUUCUUUCUUCAAGCUUAAGUAUACUUCAAAAAAAUAGCUUGCAUGAAUUACUUUGGUCUCAAUUAUUUGUCACCAUAGUUCAACACAAAGGUUGCACUGCUUCCUAGUUCCUUACUGAAAGUUAGCUUUUUUAAAAACAGCUUUGCUAAUGCCACAGAAAGGGCUCUUUUAACUUAAGUGAAAAGUACUAAAAAGAUUCAGGUAAUUAUUAUUCAGCACUUUAUUGUUAUUCAGAAUAAGAUUUUUGAAGGCAUAUUUUUGCCCUGCAAAUGUCUUAAUGAAGUUGUUCUGAAUAAAAAGCUUCUUAUUGAUUUAAGAUAAAUUCAGUUUACCUGUGAGUUUAAUGAGCUGGAUCACUCACCUGGGCUUUUGUGUUGACACUUUAUUUUGAGUGUUGAUUUAAUGGUAUUUAAGGAGUCAUCAUUGCAAAUAGUCAUGUUAGCGUUUUUUUCAUUUUUAUUCGAUUAAAAUAACUUGUAAUGAAGAGUAGUAAAGUAAAUAAAAGGACAGACAUUUUGGUUCAACAACUGAGGUUUAAUUUCUUUUAAACACUAUCCUUACCCAUUUUACUAGGUUGUAAAUUUAAUUUCCCCAUUGAAAAAGGUGGACUGCGUAUAACAUAGUCACCAAUCUUUUAAUGAAGAAAUUUCAAUAUCUUAUGCACUGUGGGCAUAACAUGAUGAAAUAUCUGAGCUGUCAUGUAUAUUAAGAAUAAUUUGAUUUAGGGAUAGUCUAGAAAUCAAACAUCAAUAUUUUUAAAUCACUUGCUCUAACCUGUGGUAUAUGAAAUAUAUGCACAAGCUACUUUUUCAAAACUAAAAAUAAUGAUUAUGGGGUAAAAGAUGAGCAGUUAAGUGGUUUGAUAUUUGCUCCACUUUGGCAGAGGAAAUGGGGGGAGGGGCUACAUGCUCUUGAAGUAGGCCCUUCUCAUGCUCUUUGCAGGUGAACGGGAUUGUGCAGCUCUAGUCUGAAAGAAGGAUUUCUUUAAAUAGCAGUUUUCCAUCACUGAAAAUUGAUAACUUAAACCUGUUCUUCAAUUUAGAUAACUGAAAUGCCUUAUGUCAGGAUAUGAUUCUCACAUCUCGCUUUGUCAUUUCCCCAAAUGCCACUGGAAGUUCCUGAAAAUUAAGUUAGUUUAACAGCUCAAAAUUGCCUAUGAUUUUAUUUUAAUGGAGAUUGGUUAAUAAAUGUGACCUCAGACACUGAUAAAGCUUUCUUCAGAAAGUAUUCUCAAAAUUAUUGUGAGACUGAAUAAAAGAUUUCAAAUUGUGUUUUUUUUUAAACCACAGACGAGUAAAUUUAAUCCUGAGUUAAUUGUUCUGAUUUGUGUCGAAGUGUAAACUGUAACAUGGUGUUGACGAGUUGUUCUGUAAGUUUUUGAGUACUUGUCCACAAAAAAUAAGCUGUUGAGACCUGCUGAAUAUUAAAUCUUCCACUGUUGAACAUUUUCAGUUUUUAAAAAAAGGUCAUUUCACUCAGAUUGGAUGCCAGUCUACUCUAUAUAAAGACUGUAGAUUUUAAAAUGCUCAUUUUCUAAUGUAUUAAUCUGACAGGGAUAUAAGCCCAUAUCAGGCAAAAGAUAAUUUAAUGCCCUUUGUGAUUUUGAAGUUAAGCAGUUGCUCACCAGUAAAGUGAUAUUUAAUGUGUGUAAUAUUUUAGAAAUCCCUCCCCAUGUACUGUGAUUUGGAACAAAUGUUGAGAUUAUAUUUGAAAAGUAGCUCUUUCAAAUCAUUGCCCAGCAGAAACUUUAGGCUGAUUUUACAAAUACAAUAAUCCUUAUAAUUUAUUUUCUCAGACUUUUGUGGGCCAGGUGAGAUAAUAGCCAUAUUCUUGUGCACUGAACAGCAGCAUUAUGCUUAAACUUUAACCAUUCUAGCGUCAGCUAGUAAGGAAACGAAAAUCAAUUGGUUCUCUCUUUCCUCUUCCUUUUGCCCUCAUGUAUCACUAAACAGCUAGUUUCUCUCCCUUUGUCAGUUCCCAUUGUGUGUUUAUCAGAAGAAGUACUGUAUUCAGAUGCCAGCCAAUGAAUUGUCACACAAUGGAAAAUGAUAAUGCCACAACAUUCAGUGUAAGGUUUAAUAAAAUUAAAUUUGCACCAAA
Molecule: messenger RNA, 5385 nt
Organism: Echinops telfairi (small Madagascar hedgehog)
Lineage: Eukaryota; Metazoa; Chordata; Mammalia; Afrosoricida; Tenrecidae
Gene: FEM1C
Product: fem-1 homolog C
Exons: 4
Coding region: 289-2142 (617 amino acids)
Molecular function (GO): protein binding
Source: RefSeq, a predicted model, not a curated record